Messenger RNA from Notothenia coriiceps (black rockcod), 519 nucleotides. Its product is annotated as antho-RFamide neuropeptides-like. Lineage: Eukaryota; Metazoa; Chordata; Actinopteri; Perciformes; Nototheniidae. The coding region runs from base 1 to 519 and encodes 172 amino acids. The record is from RefSeq and is a predicted model, not a curated record. The transcript is spliced from 4 exons.
AUGACCCCUCUGGGAGGAGCAUCCGACACAACUCCUCCCGUUGAGUUGAAGGUUGUUGAUCAUCAGGGAGAGGGAGAUCCUUGCUGGCAGGACGACGAUCAGGCUGCUGCUGGGCUGCUGGAUGAGGACCAGGACCAGGCUGCUGCUGGGCUGAAGGACGAGGACCAGGCUGCUUCUGGGCUGAAGGACGAGGACCAGGACCAGGCUGCUUCUGGGAAGGACGAGGACCAGGCUGCUUCUGGGCUGAAGGACGAGGACCAGGACCAGGCUGCUUCUGGGCAGAAGGACGAGGACCAGGACCAGGCUGCUUCUGGGCUGAAGGACGAGGACCAGGACCAGGCUGCUUCUGGGCUGAAGGACGAGGACCAGGACCAGGCGGCUUCUGGGCUGAAGGACGAGGACCAGGACCAGGCUGCUGCUGGGCAGAAGGNCAGUAGCAUUCUGAACACCCUGGCAGUUUUUUCAAGUGACUCACUGAAGCCCAAAAUAUGUAAGGGCGAAAGUUUAAGGACUACUUGA